GGGUCCGCGAUGGGACGCUGCACCCGUGGGGUGAGGGGCUUUAACCCCGCGUCCAGGCUGAAGCCCCAGCUCGUGGGCGAGCCGGCUGGGGACGGCGGGAGGCUUUGCCUGAAGCGACAGGUGCGGCUGGCUGGACCGCCUCCUUCCGGGCGCCGGGCGGCACCCGCCCUCGCCACUUUCCCGGCUGUCCUGACCGGGACAACGGCCACCUUGGGGCGGAAGCCAGAGUGGACUUUCCAGAGAAGGCGAAGUCGGGAGGCGCACUGGUGUGAAAACCCCAAAUGUCGUCAAGUGAUGGAAGGUCCAGAAUUCGGGACAGGGGCUACAGUGAGGUUCCAGGGGACAUGCCUGGUCCAGAUGGUACCCUAAGAACCCUCCAGACCCUUCAGAGCAGUGAGCUGGCUCUGAGCGCAGAUCCGCUGCCGCCUCCCCCUCUCCCAUUACAGCCACCAUUCGGCCCGAGCUUCUCCUCAGAUGACACAGAGGAACCAGCCAUAGCACCAGACCUCAAGCCGGUAAGGCGCUUUGUCCCCGACUCCUGGAAGAACUUCUUCAGAGGGAAGAAAAAGGAUCCAGAAUGGGAUAAGCCGGUGUCUGAUAUCAGAUACAUCUCGGAUGGUGUGGAGUGCUCACCUCCGGCCUCUCCAGGGAGACCAAACCACUUCCCACCCAGUUCUUACAAAGAUCCUUCCGGAGGGUCGGAAGGUGCCUUCAGCUCCCAGCGGGGGGCAGAUGCCAUGUUUCCCCAGGACCCCUACGCAUCCCUAGAUCGGCGCACACAGACGGCGCGGACCUACAGCGAGAAGGUGGAGGAGUACAAUCUGCGGUAUGCCUACAUGAAGUCGUGGGCAGGCCUGCUGAGAAUUCUGGGUGUGGUCGAACUGCUUCUGGGGGCCGGUGUCUUCGCCUGUGUCACGGCUUACAUCCACAAGGACAACGAGUGGUACAACUUGUUUGGAUAUACACAGCCCUAUGGCACGGCAGGUCUGGGCAGCACCUAUGGGGGUUAUUACUACAGUGGCCCCAAGACCCCUUUCGUGCUCGUGGUGGCCGGAUUGGCUUGGAUCGCCACUAUUAUUAUUCUGGUGCUGGGCAUGUCCAUGUACUACCGCACCAUUCUUUUGGACUCUAACUGGUGGCCCCUGACGGAGUUUGGCGUGAACGUCGCCUUGUUUAUCCUGUACAUGGCCGCAGCCAUCGUCUACGUGAAUGACACCAACAGAGGUGGCCUGUGCUACUAUCCAUUAUUUAACACGCCGAUGAAUGCGGUGUUCUGCCGGGUAGAAGGAGGUCAGAUCGCUGCCAUGAUCUUCCUGUUUGUCACCAUGAUAGUGUAUCUCCUCAGCGCCCUGGUCUGUCUAAAGCUCUGGAGGCACGAGGCAGCCCGGAGGCACCGGGAAUUCAUGGAGCAGCAGGAGAUAAAUGACCCAUCAUUGUCAUCAAAAAGGAGAAUGUGCGAAGUGGCCACCAGUGACAGACAGAGAGACCAAGACGUUAAUUUCAAAGAGUCGAGAAUAGUGAAACCGACCCCUGAGCUUCAAAGCGGGCACAUCCCUCCAGGCUACAUUCCCAAGCCCAUUGUGAUGCCUGACUAUGUGGCAAAAUACCCUGUGAUUCGGACGGAUGAUGAUCGAGAACGUUACAAAGCUGUGUUCCAAGACCAGUUCUCAGAGUACAAAGAGCUGUCUGCGGAAGUGCAGGCCAUCCUGAGGAAGUUCGAGGAGCUGGACGCGGUGAUGAGCAGGCUGCCACGUCACGCUGAAAACCCCCAGGAACACGAGAGAAUUUCAAGAAUCCAUGAAGAGUUUAGGAAGAAAAAGAAUGACCCUUCAUUUCUGGAAAAGAAGGAGCGUUGUGAUUACCUCAAGAACAAACUUUCUCACAUAAAGCAAAGAAUUCAGGAGUAUGAUAAAGUAAUGAACUGGGAUACACAGGGAUAUUCUUAGCCCGUUUCAAACUGUCUUUUAUAGCCAACCAUUUCUUCACUGCCUUUAUAUGCUGGUCUCAUGGGUGAGAAGCCGGCUCUUCCGGGUCAGCUUCUGCUUGGUUUAACAUCCGAGGUUGAACGCUGUGAUCUUACUCAAACAUUUCAAACCCACCUGGAGCCUUUCCUGAGACUGGAGAGACCGUGUAUUCACCUGGUUCCAGUUUCAUGUUUUUCUCAUUAAAAUGUGUUGUCGUUUUAGAUAUCCGUCCCUGGGGAGGGGCGAGCUCAGGACCCCCAGUUCUGAUCUUGCUUUUUCCUUCAUUCAGGCUGCUUCCUUCAGUUUCUCUAGGAAUCUCUCUUCGUAAAAGAAGUUCUUAGGAGAUUCUUCCUAGGGAAGUCACGAGGACUUGAAGACAAGAUCGGUUGUCACACAUUGUGAUCUUGGGCAACUUGAUUAAGCCUGUGUGCCCUUUGCUCCUGUAAGAUGGGAGUAGGAUGGUACCUACCUCAUAGGGCAGUCAGAGCCUGCCACAGUGUAAGCAGCGCGUCCGUCCGUGUGGGAGUGCUGCGGGCCUGUUGCUGAAUGGGUGAGCUACUUAGGAUGAGUCUCAAGGAACAGUCUUUUUUUUUUUUUUUUUUUUUUUGGUUUUUCAAGACAGGGUUUCUCUGUGGCUUUGGAGCCUGUCCUGGAACUAGCUCUUGUAGACCAGGCUGGUCUCGAACUCACAGAGAUCCGCCUGNCUGUGGCU
This is a messenger RNA of Alexandromys fortis (reed vole), 2676 nucleotides long. It is a transcript of the gene Marveld2, whose product is annotated as MARVEL domain containing 2. Gene Ontology annotation, biological process: bicellular tight junction assembly. The record is from RefSeq and is a predicted model, not a curated record. NCBI's taxonomy places the organism in Eukaryota, Metazoa, Chordata, Mammalia, Rodentia, Cricetidae. The coding region runs from base 282 to 1946 and encodes 554 amino acids. The transcript is spliced from 7 exons. Gene Ontology annotation, cellular component: cytoplasmic vesicle; apical plasma membrane; bicellular tight junction.